This is a messenger RNA of Esox lucius (northern pike), 1735 nucleotides long. RefSeq names its product regulator of G-protein signaling 21. NCBI's taxonomy places the organism in Eukaryota, Metazoa, Chordata, Actinopteri, Esociformes, Esocidae. Bases 172 to 726 code for a protein of 184 amino acids. The record is from RefSeq and is a predicted model, not a curated record. The transcript is spliced from 5 exons.
ACCCCGCAAACUGAGUUCAACCAAUCAGUGCUGAGAUGCAGGUGGAGCUUGGGUAUUAUCGUCUGGAUCAGGAAGUAUAAAGAGUCAGCUAACUUUCUUGAGAAUUCGUUUUGGAAGCUCAAGGAGCAGGUUUAAGUCACUUUUUUUGCCACUGAACAGAAAUAAUCAGAAAUGGUUUUUGGCUGCAGGGCGGCCUCUGAAGACACUGAGAACGCCAAAGGCCUUUUACAUAAACCUUGGAAAUCAAGACUCCAUAACUUCAUCCACACUCCUUUACCUCACACAAGGAAGAAAGUGCACAUACAAUCGAGUGAUGGUUUAAAACAGCUGGGACAAUCCUUAGAGAAUCUACUCACUCAUAAAUAUGGCAAAGCAGCAUUUCGUGACUUCCUGCAGUCUCAGUUCUGCGAGGAGAAUUUAGAGUUUUGGCAAGCCUGUGAAGAAUUCAAGUCCAUCAGCAAUCCAAUGGAGCUUGCCUGUAAAGCAACAAGCAUUUACAAAGAAUUCAUCCAAACUGACUCCCCAAAGGAGGUUAAUGUUGACUUCCAUACAAGAGACACCAUUGCUCAGAAUCUCCAGCGGCCAACGCCAUCUUGUUUUGACGGUGCCCAGAAGAAGGUUUAUAGCCUUAUGGAGAAUGACGCUUACCCUCGAUUCAUUCAGUCAGACUAUUUUAAGGAACUGUAUGUGGGUAGCCGGGGCUUGGGGAAACACAGAAGAGCUUGAGUCGGCCGGACCCCAAAAAGUGACUGUUGCAACUUGAUUUUGAAUGCGACUAAAUUAUCUAGUUUGCUUCUGAAGCGCACAUAUAAAAUUUUCUCUCACAGAUUGGUUUGCCUGCUAAAGAGAUUUAAAAAUGGCUUCACAAGAUUUUGAGUUAUUUUUUAUACAUGGUGGUGUACAGUAUAUUUGUAAAAGUGAUAAUAUUUAUUUUUAUAUUCCUUCACUGUUAAGCUGCGUUUUUAAUUGAGUUCAUUGCUGCAACGAUCCAUCGACAUUUUGUGUUUGGAUUGAGGGAUGUGCAAACCCUCCUGCAGCCAAUGUUUACACCCACCGCACAUUUUCUAAUCCAGGACACAAAGUGUACAGGUGCACACUGCGGUAGAAGAGUACAGAAUGAUGGUUGGCCUUGGUCCUUCUCAUCUGAGUACUUUCAAUCAUCUCAUGCAAUGUCACGCCUGGAAGCUAAGACGCACAGACCAUAAGCCUGCUACCUCAGCCGAGAUUCAGAGACUUACCAGUCCUCAAAACUGACCCAAGAUAAGCCCUAGGGUGCGAUGUUGUCAUUUGAUGUCAAGAUGUUGGGGAGAAGUAAGUGUCUUAUUCAGUAAACAAAAGCGGUGAUCUGGAAUCUGGAUUGAAAUGCAUGCACUCCUCCCAGUAUUUGCAAAUGUAAUUAGGUCACAUAUAGCUUAUACUGGAAUGCCAAGGGAUAUAAUUACAAAAUAUCACAAUUCAGACUGCAGCAGGACUGUACUUUUUUAUUUUUCAUAUAUAGGCUACUGCAAUGCUAAUGAACUGUAAUAAAAUACAUUGGUCCUCAAAAUGAUGAUUAUCAAGGCAGUGCCGUGAUGAUAUUGUGCUUGUAGCAGUAACAAAUGCAAAAACAUACUUGCUGGAUAUCAAGGAUAUGUUAUUGUCGAAGAGAUGUAAUUGUUAAGGAGAUGUUUUGGGCUUGACAACAAAUGUAGAGAACGUUUUUUUCAAGGCUUGUAAAGAUAAUGUAAAGAUAAUA